GUUAAAUGCUAAUUGCACAUUUGACUGGCGCAUCAAAUCGGAGAAACUUCAAAAGUUUCUACCCACGAGACCCGAGGCUAAGAAUGUUCCAAACUGGUUUAUGUUCUCUCCUCUGUAGCUCACAGCUGAGCACGGUUGAGCCGGUAUUGCCCAAUGCGUCUUCUGACAUACAAGUUUUCCUCGUGAGUCGACCGCGUGGAUGGAAAAUACUUCUCGAGUCUCGAGUCAGUCGAUUUCUCUGCCGGUCGGUUUUGGUGUGCUGCACGUUCUCUUAUUUAUUUUAGCCUAUUGGUAGGUAUACCUCGCAUGAGAGCAUAGGCUCGGCCAGAAGUGGACGCGAACUCCACGCGAUGCACACCGAGGUUUGCGGCCAAAAGUUUGAAGUUUGGCGGGGCCUCAUUCACGAUACGAACGUCGAACGGAGCGGGUCGUCGGCGGAGUUUACCUUUCGCGAUCGGUGUUGUACUACAAAUUUACAGAUUUGCUUAGACGACUAAUGGUUUGCUAAUCGGAGGAAAGAUACACUACGGGUGCGAACGUUGCACCUUUGGAGGAGUGUGUUUUGACACGGUGUAGAAUACGAAGAUGAAUCGAUGAUGAAUAUGGUGUUUGGUUAUUGAUUUGGGGAGGCGUGAUACUGGCCUAAUCCAAGAUUUAGUAGAAAGUGUUUGUUGAUUUUUGAAUUUGUGUACUGUUAUCGAAAGUGAGUGCGUCAACAUGGUGAUACCGGGAAUUCCGUUUAUCAAGCUGAUCCCCCUGCUGGGAGGAUCGGCUCUGAAGGCGGCUCCGGCCGUGACAGCCGUGACGGCUACCGUGGCGGCGGCCAUCAAAACGGCCACGGCUAUCGUCGGCGUGGGAAAGCUCGCCAUCAUACCGAUACUGAUUGCAUCGCUGGCGUACUACAACUAUGACCUGUUUGAUCCCGAGAAUCGACCGUUCAACAUGAAGGAGGUUAACCGCGAGUACGAUUUUAUCGUCGUCGGAGCCGGGUCAGCGGGAGCCGUGGUAGCGUCGCGGCUGUCCGAAAUUAGCGACUGGAAGGUGCUGCUGUUGGAGGCGGGUGGCCACGAAACAGAGAUCUCCGACGUGCCGAUCCUGUCGCUGUAUUUGCACAAAAGCAAGCUGGAUUGGAAGUAUAGAACCCAGCCCCAGAAGACGGCCUGCCAGGCCAUGAAGGAGAAUCGAUGCUGUUGGACGCGAGGCAAAGUUCUCGGAGGCUCGUCGGUGCUCAACACAAUGCUGUACGUCCGCGGCAACAAGCGCGACUUUGACCUGUGGCACGCGCUCGGAAAUCCGGGCUGGAGCUACGAGGAGGUGCUGCCGUACUUUAGAAAGUCCGAGGAUCAGCGGAAUCCCUACCUGGCGCGGAACAAGAGACAACACGCAACAGGUGGUCUCAUGCAGGUGCAGGAUGUGCCCUAUCUCACACCUCUGGGUGUUUCCUUCCUCCAAGCGGGAGAAGAGAUGGGUUACGAUAUCGUGGACGUGAACGGCGAGCAGCAGACCGGAUUCGCGUUCUUCCAGUUUACGAUGCGACGCGGUACGAGAUGCAGUUCGUCCAAGGCCUUUCUGAGACCGGUUAGAAACCGCAAAAAUCUGCACGUAGCUUUGUUCGCCCACGUCACCCGUGUCAUUAUGGAUGCCGAAAAUAAGCGCGCCUUGGGCGUUGAAUUCAUACGGGACGGCAAGAAGCACGAGGUUUACGCGACGAGGGAGGUCAUCUUAUCGGCCGGGGCCAUCGGAUCGCCACAUUUGCUGAUGCUGUCCGGUAUUGGUCCGAGAGAGAAUCUGGAACAAGUUGGAAUUCCCUUGGUUCAUGAUCUGCCCGGGGUGGGACAAAACUUGCAAGAUCACAUCGCCGUUGGUGGUUUGGUAUUCCGCGUGGAUCAGCCAAUCUCUGUGAUCAUGAACCGGUUGGUGAAUUUGAAUUCGGCUAUUCGAUACGCAGUCACGGAAGAUGGUCCACUGACCAGCAGUAUUGGCUUGGAAGCAGUCGGUUUCAUCAACACGAAGUAUGCAAAUCAAACGGACGACUGGCCAGAUAUCGAGUUCAUGUUGACUAGCGCCUCGACACCUUCGGACGGAGGAGACCAGAUCAAGAAAGCCCACGGAUUGAAGGACGAAUUUUACGAUUACAUGUUCAGCGAAAUCAACAAUCAGGACGUAUUUGGAGUAUUCCCCAUGAUGUUGCGUCCCAAAAGUCGUGGCUUCAUUCGUCUGCAAUCGAAAAACCCUCUUCGUUACCCAUUAUUAUACCAUAACUAUCUCACCCACCCCGAUGACGUUGGUGUCCUCCGUGAAGGGGUCAAGGCAGCUAUCGCAUUCGGGGAAACUCAAGCAAUGAAACGCUUUGGAGCAAGAUUUCACAGCAAGCAAGUUCCCAACUGCAAACAUUUACCAGAAUUCACCGAUGAGUACUGGGAUUGCGCCAUUCGCCAGUACACGAUGACGAUCUACCACAUGUCGGGAACCGCCAAAAUGGGUCAACGGUCGGAUCCAUUCGCUGUCGUGGAUCACAAACUGCGCGUUCAUGGAGUGAAAGGUUUGCGUGUGAUCGACGCCAGUAUUAUGCCAAGAAUUACCAGCGGUAACAUCAACGCCCCCGUCAUCAUGAUCGGAGAAAAGGGUGCCGAUCUGGUUAAAGAACUGUGGCUGCCAAAAGGUUACUACAGCAGAAGAGGGAAGCGAGAGCGAGACCCCCUGGAAAACAUUACCAGCACCGAUGCUAGCCUAACAAACGUUACCUCCUCCGAUAGCUAAGUGUUGGAGAUUCUAAGUAGAGUUAAACGCAAACAGCAAACAAACCAAAAUGCCACUGCUAUUGUUAGAUUUUUUUGUUUCAUUUUUGUUCAUUUAGUUAAGACAGUUUAGGGAAAUUGUUGCCCAUACUCAUGUCCGCCCAGCGAAUCAUUGUACAUAAUACCAAUAUAGGUUAAGAGUUAAAGUGUAAACGUGCAUCCUUGCUUAACUUUGCAUUAUGAUGUUGCAAGCAAAGUAUGAGAGGAUCUUAACAUUAUCGCAUAAAAUGACUGACUAUUUAAGUUAGUAGCUCUACGUAACACUUUUUUAGUUUUGCAGACAACAUUUUCUAAUUGAUUGAGGUGAUGAAUAAAUAAAUAAAAACUAAA
Culex pipiens pallens (northern house mosquito) is the source of this 3128-nucleotide messenger RNA. Its product is annotated as glucose dehydrogenase [FAD, quinone]-like. The record is from RefSeq and is a predicted model, not a curated record. NCBI's taxonomy places the organism in Eukaryota, Metazoa, Arthropoda, Insecta, Diptera, Culicidae. The coding region runs from base 718 to 2760 and encodes 680 amino acids. Gene Ontology annotation, molecular function: oxidoreductase activity, acting on CH-OH group of donors; flavin adenine dinucleotide binding. The transcript is spliced from 4 exons.